AGCCUCCUGGGAGCGGGCGCAGCGCCAGAGCUCGCCUGACAUCAGCCGCGGCCGCCGCAUACCGCAAGAAUAGACACACACACGUGACACCGCACGACGCCACCGAGUCAACAUGGGCGCGGACGGCGGUGAGCCGCUGCAGAACGGCGCCGGAGCUGACGACGAGAGCAUGCCUCCGAACGAGGCGCGCGCCCUCACCGCCGGAGAAAAGCCACCAGAACUCAUGGAGAAGACUGCAAAUGGCGAGACGGAGGUGGACGUCGAGGGGGUCGACUCGGGCGCCCCCGAGUUCUGCGGCCUCACCAAGGAGGAGCUGAUGCGCUAUGCUAACGACCCGUUCUGGGUGCGUCUGCGCUGGGUGCUGCUGGCUGUCUUCUGGCUGAUCUGGCUGGCGAUGCUGGUGGUCGCCGUGGUGAUUGUCGUGCUCGGCCCCAAGUGCGCACCCGUUCAGAAGCUCGACUGGUGGCAGAAGGACACCAUCUACCAGAUCUACCCGCGCUCGUUCAGUGACGACAGUGGUGACGGUGUUGGUGACGUGGCUGGAAUUCGCACCAAGCUCGACUACCUGAAGGACCUGGGCGUGCGCUCGCUAUGGCUCUCUCCGAUCUACAAGUCGCCGAUGAAGGACUUUGGGUACGACAUCUCCGACUUCCGCGCGGUAGACCCGCUGUUUGGCACGAUGGAGGAUUUCGACGGCCUGCUGGCCGACGCCAAGGAGCGAGACAUGCACUUCAUCAUGGACUUUGUGCCGAACCACAGCAGCGACCAGCACGACUGGUUCCAGCGCUCGGUGAGACGCGAGCACAACUACACCGACUUUUACAUCUGGGCGGACGGUGUGGGCGGCGGCCCGCCCAACGGCUGGCAGUCGGUGUUCGGCGGGUCGGCCUGGACCUACAACGCGGCACGCGGCCAGUACUACUACCACCAGUUCCUGCCGCAGCAGCCCGACCUCAACUUCCGCAACCCCAACGUCGUCAAGGAGAUGGAUGAUGUCAUCCGCUUCUGGUUGGACAAGGGCGUCGAUGGAUUCAGACUGGACGCGCUGAAGCACCUGUUUGAGACUGAGGAUCUGACCGCCACCGAGCCGCGUCUGCCCAACACGACCGACUCCGACUGGGGCGCGUUCAACCACACGGGCGUCACCACCGACCUGCCCGAGACGUUCGACGUGCUCUCCGGCUGGCGCAGCAUCUGCCAGGAGUUCGAGGACAAGGACGGCGAGCACAGGCUUCUGAUGGCCGAGGUUUAUGGCGAGACGAGCCGUCUGAUGCAGUACUACGGCAACGGGACCGACAUGGCUGACUUCCCCUUCAACUUCCUGCUGGUGGAGCGUCUGAAGUCAUCGGCCGACCUGACGGGCACCAGUCUGCAGUCGGCUAUCGACGAGUGGCGCCGUGCACAGCCCAACGACACCUGGGCCAACUGGGUGCUGGGCAACCACGAUCAGCCGCGCGUGGCCUCUCGGGUCGGCGAGGAGGCGGCCGACGCGCUCAACAUGCUCCUCCUGCUGCUGCCCGGCACGCCCGUCACCUACUACGGCGAGGAGCUGGCCAUGACGGACGCCGAGAUCGCUCCGCCGCAGCGCCAGGACAAGGCCGGCCGCGACCCGCAGCGGACGCCGAUGCAGUGGAACGCCGAGGCCCACGCUGGGUUCUCGGCGGCCGAGCCGUGGCUGCCGGUCAACUCCAACUAUCGCGAGGUGAACGUGGAGACCCAGCUGGCGGCGGACACCAGCCACCUGAAGGUGUACCGCGCCCUGCAGAAGCUCCGGUCGGGCGCCGGAGCCGAGUCUCUCACCGCCGGCGACUACACAGAGCUGGUCGUCUCUGAUAAGAUAUUCUCGUUCAUGCGUCUGCGCAGCGGCAACCCGGGCUACGCCGUGAUCAUCAACACAUCCGACCAGACGCUGUCGGCAGACCUGACUCAGGCCGGCUCCAAACAGCUCGCCGAUGAGGGCACUGUGGCCGUGCGCAGCUCACAGGCUACCAGCGAGGCCACCGGCGUCGGCACCCGCGUUCAGUUCAAGGCGGUGCCGCUCGGGCCUCGCGAGGGCAUUGUGCUGUCGUUCGUGCCCAAGGCAGCCUCGUAAGCCGGCUUCGGCGACUCUGGGUGGUUUGCGGCGAUCGCUGAUGACGUCUGAUGGCGCGCGAUGUCCUCCGAUGACGCGUGAUGACGUUCGGUGACGUCCGGUGACUCCAGGCCAGCGGCGGCCCACCAUCGGUCGGCCGGAUGGCGUAAUGUUCUGUUGCCUGAUGUUGGACCGCUGCCGAACAUUCAGGGACCCAAUCGGUCUGGAGUCUGGUAAAUUGGCCUACAUAUGAGAUUAUCGCAAUAUACUGGCCCCUUUAA
This is a messenger RNA of Amphibalanus amphitrite, 2352 nucleotides long. RefSeq names its product maltase A3-like. Lineage: Eukaryota; Metazoa; Arthropoda; Thecostraca; Balanomorpha; Balanidae. The record is from RefSeq and is a predicted model, not a curated record. Gene Ontology annotation, biological process: carbohydrate metabolic process. The transcript has 6 exons. The coding region runs from base 113 to 2092 and encodes 659 amino acids.